CCUCUCCGGUGUCUGAAAUCUGCUUCUGCUGGUGUUAUCCAGUGGAGCCGGGCGCUCUCCUCGUGGCGCGCUGUACAGCGGCAGCGGCUGCGGAUUACGCAGCCGGGUCGAUGAAAAUGGCCACUCCCUCCCCGCCACGUCUCCUCCUCCCUUACCCGGCCAUGCUCCUCUCCCCUAUGCCUAUCCUCUUCCUCGCCGCCGGCCCGCUCGCAGCCGUCCACCACUUCCCCGCCCGCUGCGUCCUCCGCCUCCGCGUAGUACCCCACUCCGCCUCCGCCGCCACCACCGCGCCCUCCUCCGGAGGAGCAGGAAGCCACUCCGCCGUCGAGGUCGAGGACUACCUCAUCGCCAACUGCCACCUCACCCCGCCGCAGGCCCUCAAGGCCUCCAAGAACCUCGCCCACCUCAAAUCCCUCUCCAACGCGGACGCCGUGCUCGCCUUCCUCGCUGGCCUCGGCUUCUCCCCCAAGGAAGUCGCCGCCGCCGUCGCCUCCAACCCGCGGAUCCUCUGCGCCCGCAUCGAGCGCUCCCUGGCCCCAAUCUCCGCCGAGCUCCUCGCCCUGGGCCUCUCGCGCCCCCAGAUCGCGCGCCUCGCCAAGAUCGCCGGCCGCUACUUCCUCUGCCGGAGCUUCGUCUCCAAGGUGCGGUUCUGGCUCCCGCUCUUCGGGUCCCCGGAGCGGCUCCUCCAGGCCAGCGACUGGAACUACUGGCUCCUCUCCUCCGACCUCGAGAAAGUCGUCGAGCCCAACGUCGCCUUCCUCAGGCAGUGCGGGCUAAGUGCUUGUGAUAUUUCCAAGCUGCUGGUGGCCGCGCCCCGGCUCGUCACCAUGCACCCGGAGUACGUCCAGGACGCCGUCCGCCGCGCCGCGCAGCUCGGCGUGGCGCCCGGGUCGCAGAUGUUCCGCCACGCCAUCUCCACCGCCGGCUGCAUCGGCCAGGAGAAGGUGGACGCCAAGAUCGCCGCGCUCAGGGAGACGCUCGGGUGGUCGCAGGAGGAGGUCAGCCUGGCGAUCAGCAAGGCGCCCCGGAUCCUCGUCGCCUCCGAGGAGCGGCUGCGCCGGAACGCCGAGUUCCUGGUGAACGAGGCCGGGCUGCAGCCGCGGUACAUCGCGCGCCGGUCCGUGCUGCUCAUGUACAGCCUCGAGAGGAGGCUCAUGCCGCGGCACCUCGUGCUGAGGCUCCUCAAGGACCGGCGGCUGGUCGAGGAAGACCGGUGCUUCUUCAACGUGGUGGCGCCGACGGAAGAGAGGUUCUUGGAGAAAUUCGUCGCCCCCUUCGUGGACGCCAUCCCGGGGCUCGCCGAUGCUUACGAGUCUGCCUGUGCACGGAAGGCGCCGGUGCGAGCGAGCUGAGCCUGAGCUGUGACUAGAAGAGGAUCCGGAGGUAUAUACACCCCCAUAAGGAUGUUCUUCCAGGCCUGGAUGAUGAAUACACAAAUGCUUGCAAAGGGAAACUGCCUGCUGGAGUUGUGCUGUGAAGGAUCCUGCUUGUAUGCUCCUCUGUUCUGAGUC
Molecule: messenger RNA, 1511 nt
Organism: Brachypodium distachyon (stiff brome)
Lineage: Eukaryota; Viridiplantae; Streptophyta; Magnoliopsida; Poales; Poaceae
Product: transcription termination factor MTEF1, chloroplastic-like
Exons: 2
Coding region: 111-1352 (413 amino acids)
Biological process (GO): chloroplast organization; regulation of DNA-templated transcription
Cellular component (GO): chloroplast
Molecular function (GO): double-stranded DNA binding
Source: RefSeq, a predicted model, not a curated record